Molecule: messenger RNA, 1488 nt
Organism: Colletes gigas
Lineage: Eukaryota; Metazoa; Arthropoda; Insecta; Hymenoptera; Colletidae
Exons: 5
Coding region: 1-1488 (495 amino acids)
Source: RefSeq, a predicted model, not a curated record
AUGAGACACUUUGGCCACCUUUACGCGUGCCUGGCCUUCCUGCUGGCGACGGCCUCGGCAAGGUCAGCCGAGACCAACCCGACCGCGAACUCCAUCGACGAUCAGAGCGCGAGGUCGAGCAGUAGCAACGUUCUGGGCGACCUGAAGCAGGUGUACCAGAUCUACAAAGAGUGCUCGGACGAGGAACUGAGCCCAUGCUUGAAAGUGAGGCUCCUGUCCGCGGUGGACAGGAUGUACAGGAGCAUCCAGUUGAACGUGGCCGACGGGGUCACCUUCGUUCGCGACGAGCAAGUCGUCACCGAGGAGGAGCCAGUCAAGUCCCUGCAGGAGAUCGAGGCUAGCCUGCCCAGGGCCCUGGACGACAAGGAGGACGCCCUGAACACCAUGAUCUUCGAUAAGGUUGUCAAGUUCUUCCAGAGCCACACGCUGAAGCUGAAGCUGCCCAACGUCGAGGAACUCCAACGCAGUCGCAAGAAGAAGAAGAACAUGGGCCUGUUGGCGAUUCCCCUGUUGAUCGGUGGAACCCUGGUGCCCUUGGCGUUGGGCGCCCUGGCCCUGCUGGCGGGUAAGGCGCUGAUCGUGAGCAAGCUGGCGCUGGUGCUGGCGUCGAUCAUCGGUCUGAAGAAGCUGGUGUCUGGCAGCGGCGACCACGGCCACGAGGUCGUACAGGUCGCCGGCGGCGGUCACGGAUCGAGCGGAUGGGCAAGAUCGAGCCACGACCUCGCUUACUCCGCCUACAAGCCAUCAGAAGAGAACACGAUGGUCAAGUACGCGAUACUCGUUGCGGCCCUGGUCGCGUCCGUUUUCGCCGCCCCCACGACCCAGGAUCCGCCUGGUCCGCCGUCGAUCCUUGAGGAGGCGAUGAGCGUGUACGCCUCGUGCUCGGGCGAGGAGAGCCUGGCUGUGUGCUUGAAGCUGAAGGCGCUCCACUUCGUGGACAGGGCGGCCAGGUCGGCGGACAUCGACGUCGUCGACGGGUUCAGGAUCGUGCAAACCGAGGAGGCCAAGAGCAGGUCAUUAAACGACAUCGAAAGUACCCUGCCGACCGAGGUCGAGGCCAAGGAGACGGCUAUCAACGACGCCAUCCUCGACAGGACGGCCAAGUUCCUUUCGACUCAUACCGUAGAACUGAGCCUUCCGGAAGAAGUCUCUCGAUCGCUCGAUGAAGCUCGUGGAAAGAAGAAGAAGAUCGUGAAAUCCCUUCUGCCAAUUCUCCUGCUGUUGAAACUGAAGGCUGCAGCGCUGAUCCCCAUCGCCCUCGGUGCCCUGGCCCUCCUGGCCCUGAAGGCGCUCGUGAUCGGCAAGAUCGCGUUGGUGGUCAGUGCCAUCAUCGCCCUGCAGAAGCUGUUCGCGAACAAGCACCAGAGUUACGAGGUGGUGGCCCACCCAGUCCACUCCUACGGUCACGAAGAACACCACGACCAUCAUGGUUGGGCGAGGUCGGCCGGUUCGGACCUCGCGUAUAACGCGUACAAGCCGUCAGAAUAG